Messenger RNA from Rattus norvegicus (Norway rat), 6349 nucleotides. Lineage: Eukaryota; Metazoa; Chordata; Mammalia; Rodentia; Muridae. The record is from RefSeq and is a predicted model, not a curated record.
GAAUUUCUCUGUGUAGCCUUGGGUAUCCUGAAACUCACCCUGUAGUCCAGUGUGGCCUCGAACUCACAGAGAUUUGCCUGCCUCUGUGUCCAGACUGCUCACCAUUCUGUUUGAAGGUUGCACUCUUUCUUACCCAUUCUUGGCCAUCUACACAAUUCCCAGGCAUAGGCAAGAAUGUCAUCUGUGACCGUACCGCCACGCCGCUGGACGCCUUCCGCAUGAUGUCAGCUGCCCACUACUACCCCAAGCUCAUGAGCAUCAUGGGCAACGUGCUGCGCUUCCUGCCAGCCUUCGUACGCAUGAAGCAGCUGAUUGAGGAGGGCUACGUGGGCGAGCUGCUGGUGUGCGAGGUUCAGGUGCACAGCGGUAGUUUGCUGGGCAAGAAGUACAACUGGAGCUGCGACGACCUGAUGGGUGGCGGUGGCCUGCACUCCGUGGGCACCUACAUCAUCGAUCUGCUUACCUUCCUCACGGGCCAGAAGGCUGUCAAAGUCCAUGGGUUGCUCAAGACCUUUGUCAAGCAGACAGACCACAUCAAGGGCAUCCGUCAGAUCACCAGCGAUGACUUCUGCACCUUUCAGAUGGUGCUGGAGGGUGGAGUGUGCUGCACCGUCACCCUGAACUUCAACGUGCCUGGAGAGUUCAAGCAGGACGUGACCGUGGUGGGCUCCGCUGGGCGGCUCCUGGCAGCGGGCACCGACCUCUAUGGACAGCGCAAUAGCGCCCCAGAGCAGGAGCUGCUGCUACAGGACACUACAUCAGUGAGCAACUCCCUGCUGCCCGAGAAGGCAUUCAGCGACAUCCCCUCACCCUAUCUGCGGGGCACCAUGAAGAUGAUGCAGGCAGUGCGCCAGGCCUUCCAGGAUCAAGAUGACCGGCGCACGUGGGACGGGCGGCCUCUUACCAUGGCUGCCACCUUCGACGACUGCCUGUAUGCUCUUUGCGUGGUAGACACCAUCAAGAGGUCCAGCCAGACCGGAGAGUGGCAGAACAUUGCCAUCAUGACCGAGGAGCCAGAGCUGAGCCCCGCCUACCUGAUCAGUGAGGCCAUGCGCAGAAGCAGGAUGUCCCUUUACUGUUAGCACUGGGACCUGGUGGACUUGACCUGCUGCAUGGGGCCAGUUAGGGGGAAUUGCACUGUGGCCGUGGGUGGGGAUUAUGGAAGGGACAGCAUGAAUGCACAGCACGUAAGGUGGGUCCCCAUCCCAAGUAGAGGGGCCCAAGUCAAAGGUAGGGGUGGUGGGCCGAUGUAAUAUUCAGAAGGGCGUGCCAUCCUAAUUGGGUAUCUGAUGAGAGGAAGAGAAUUUAACUAGCACCUUUGCAGUCCAUUACUGUGAGAAGCAAGGAGGGGCUGCCCCCUGCCCUACCUCAUCCAGCCACAGACCUUGGCCUUCUUUGCAAACCAAGGCUGUGUAUCAGAUGGCGAGCUCAGCCAGAGCCAGGCUCUCCGUCAGCGCCCCCCACUGGCGGGAGAGGCACACUUCAUCAAAUGCCUACAUGGGUUGUUUUUUUGGUUUUUGGGGUUGUUUUUGGUGGAGGGAGGUAGAGGUAGAGGUAGGUUGAGAAAAAGUUGUAAUUCCGGGAAGCCACUGUGUGUUUUACUUUAAGGAUCUGAAGGAAAAGUGCACCGCUCCCGAGGUCGCUCUAUCUUCGGGGAAGCGUUUUAGCUCUAUCUGGCUCAUUGCUGUGAGUGUGUGUGGUGCAGUGUUCGGACAGCAAAUGAGGCGGUAAGCUGUACCUCUGAGCUGACCAAGAUGACAGGCAAGCUGCAAUGAGCUACUUCAGAGCCCUCCUUCAGCACGGGGUGGGACCAGUGUGAGUGGCGACCCAGUAGUCCUGCCAAGAGGCUCUCCAGGCAGCGCAGAGAACGCUACAUGUGGCAUGGGCCUGACUGCAGCUGCCUGCCUGGGUGGGGCGCCUGCAACCCUGGGUGUGGUAAUAUGAGCGCCCCAAAAGAAUGGAACACGAGGCCAGCCCCAGAGUUGCUGGAAGCUCCAACUGCCAAGCUGAUGAAGGACAUUUAGGACUCUGAGUGAGCUUUGUGGGCUUAAACAGGAAGCCAGUGGCUUCAGCCCAUAUAGAGUCCCUUUCCCUUAAGACUCAAGGCUCUUCCUUUAGCCUUGGCUCUUGGGAUUCUGAUAGCUGGAAACUACUGGAUAGGUAUUAAAAACAAAAAGCCAACAGGGAACAUCAUUCUCAGUGUUUCUAAAAGGGAGAUUUAGAGCCUGGAGUGGGCUGUACAUAGGUGGAGAAGGCUCAAGUUGGGGGGGGGGGGAAACUAUCUUUUUCUUCCCCUCCUGGUCGCCUAGUCUUUUUAUCCUCCAUUUGAAACUAGAGAUGGCCAAGUACUGGUUCACAGAGACAAGGGCACAUAGAUAGACACACCUUUGUAAAUGUUUGCUGUCCUGAGUAUCACUAAAGCAUUUGAGUCUAAUCUGGAAAGAAUAGUCAAGUCACACACACUUUGAACAUGGGGAUGUUGUCUUUUUCUUGGCUGGCUUUGCUAAUCUUCACCAGGCCUGUGGCAGUUUUGAGGCUGGGUAGGUAGACUAGUGUCUAGUCCCUAUAAGUAGUCUGCCUAGAGUCAGUGUUCCUGAGGCCCCGGUAAUUCACAGAGACAGUCGUCAUACUGGAGGCCACAUGCCAGCAGAAUCAUGGUCAUUUUCUCGCACAAAGAGGCAGGUGUUGCCCUUUGAGGAACACCCCCCGCCCCAGCCCGUACCCCCUUAAUACAGCAUGGUAAAGUCAGUCAGCGAAACCGUCCACAGCUUGGGUUGCCACCCCUCAUGGCUAGUGGUCCAGGUUUCCAGUAGUCAGAUUGAAACCACACUCAGCACACAGCCGCCUCAUAGACAUUUUUGGAGUCCCUCCUCUCCGAGGCAGUAAUUCCCCCACCCCUGCUACCCUGAAAAGCUGUGACUAAGGAUGAAAUCAGGGGCAUGGUGGAUGGCUGUACGAAGUUCCUUUUUCCAAGUCAUUUACCUAAGUUAAUGUGCUGUGGAGUUCAACUUUUGGUUUCUCUGCUCUCUCCAGGAUAUUUGAGAGCUCUCCUACUAGAGGCCUCUGAACUCUGUGAUUAAACAUGCAGGGUGGAAACCAAAAACUCCCAUUUGAGGGCAGGGGAUGUAGAAAGAAUGAAUACGUAUUCUUUGAAAGAAGCAUGGGAGAGCAGUGAGUGUGCACACAGUAGAGGUACCAACAGGAGGGAGAGAGGGCCAGGCAGUUCUCUGAAUGUAAAAAUGGCAGGGCAUGGGGUUAGGGGCUUCUUUAGUGCUCCCUCAGCUCCUGCCUUUCCACGUGCAAAUUCUUGAUUGGCUACAGCAGUGUGAGGCUGAAAUCCCAAGCUCUCGACAACAUUCUGCAAAAUAACUUGGAUUGAAGUCCUGGCAAUAACCCAGCUUACAGAGGCGGUUAGGAGCCUUUCCAUUCAGUUUCCCCUUGCCUUGUGUGCUCCCACCAUUUUAUAUAUACUGCUGACGGUCUCUUCAAAAGUCCAGGUCUCCAGAGUUUAAAGCAGGUAUAUACAUAUAUAUAUAUAUAUAUAAAAUGUAUGUGUACGUACAUAUACAUAAACACACAUAUAUACACACAAGUGUUUGGGGAUGCCCUGCAAAGUUUGGAGUCUAGGACUCCUCUGUGUUCCCUGUCAGUUCCUCUAAGACUUUGUGUCUCUCAGUGGUAAAGUUGCAUCAUGGGGUUCCUUCAAAGCACAUCAGUAUUCCUGUGUCAGGUUGUGUCAGCAAGGUGUCACGUCACCCAGCUCACCCACCAAAUGAAGAGUAUGGUAGACCCAUCUUAUGAUCUAUAAAAAUAGCAUUGGGAACUGUCUCCUUUCCUCUAUGGAUAUGUGAGCAUAACGUGUCCAAAGCCACACCGUGAGUAUGCAAACCACUUUGUACUUGGUAAGGCCAGGAAAAGCAUUCCUCACGGAGCCCUCUAGGGGGCGUGCUCCCACUGUAAGGGGAGUGGCCUGAGAUCCUCCACAGCCUCCAGUUGAGCAGUUGACAGUUACAGCUGCAGAAAGGAGUAGCUAGUGUUUCCUCCCCUGCCCGAAUGAAAAUGUCACUUGGCUGCUUUUAAGAUGACUUUCCCAUGUCGAUGUUACUGUAAGUGACUCAGCAGCCCUCUGCCCUGGGGACUUUCUAAGCAUCGUUGGCUAUCAUGGGUGGCCUUGGACUUGGUUGUGGGGGCUAAGCUUAGCAUAGGAAGCUUUUCCCAGGAAGGGCUGCAGACUCUGGGGUGUAGCUGUGCACUGUACCAUCAGGCCCUUUCUCACUUCGCCUAGCUCACUUCUGCAGCUACAGAACGUGACCUGUGGGUUAUGAAUCAGGUUUCUGAUCCGUCCUACUUUUCCAGUGGGCGCUGGAGGAAAUCAGCUCCAUUGCUGGAGGAGAAAGUCAAUCCAAUGGCACAUGAAAGGACUUCAGGGUGUCAUCUGUCAAACACCCCAGGGAGGAACGCAAUGGCCACAGCCACUCACUUCUUUAGUGAUAGAUCUAGGGUUGGGGAGCCCAUUUUUCCUGAUUUGCAAUUUGUAACUGAUGUACCUUCAGGGCUACCACACAGGGAGGGGAGUCUCAUCCAGGUAAUUAAGUUGCCCAGUUGAUAAGCUCAGACCUACACCACACCGCACCGGACAGUAUUCACUGAACUGUGACAGGAAAACCCAUAUAUUUACAAGUGUGUUGUGUGUUAGGAAUAGAAGGCCGGGCUUUGUGCAUGUUAGGUAAGCUCUCUACCACUCAGCCACACCUCCAGCCUCAAUUAGGUCUUGAAAGUAUUCAGAAAACCCUGCGACUAUGACAAAGGGUUAUCUCUAAUUAUGCAUCUCUAUGGAGGCUAGGGGACAUGGAGUAAGGUGUUCACCCUGAGGAGGACCUGGGGCCCACUCUACUGUUGGCUGUUGUCCAACUGCUGGAUGGAAAUCGUCACUCUGACUAGCCUGUGACUCUUGCUUUGCCCACCAAACCCCAGGAGCUUGCAGGACAGGGUGGUGAUACUGGGGCACCUGUCAGACAAUCCUAUUGGUUUCUUUUGGGCAAGAGAGGAUGAAAGGAGGUUGUCUGGAGUCUGCAGUAUGGCUCCAGCACUCGUGGUGUUCUGCUGGCGCACUCUGGUCAGCAUCCAGCAGUAAUGCUUUGAGUUUAACUGGGGCUUCUAGAACUUCUCUGCGGUGAUGUUAAGCCUUCCUGGGCUUCUCUAAGAGAGUUCGGUGGUCUCCUCGGAGUUUGUCAGUCUGAUGCUAGCAGACCCAACUGGCCUUUUCUCCCCUGCAUCAGGGUCCUAUCUGCUGAAGCCUCGGGCUCACUCCCAGGCCACUGACAUGUCGCACUACUGAGUACUCUCAAGUCCGCUGCAGCCCCUCGUUUACACCAGCAGAGAACAGAGUGACAAGACGAACAUUCUAGCUAGCUGAGAUGCUUGAUGCUUAGUGCAGCAACCAAACCUUGCCUGAGCCAGUAGAGCCAGAAAUCAUCAUGGCCAUGGAGUCACCAUGUAUGUCACUGUUGUCUCCUGCGCCCUGUCCAGCUCUCUGCUGUCCCCCGCAGCCACCACAAGGGCUAGGCUGUUUAAUGAGCCCCACAGCUUCUAAGAAAUUCAGUGGCUUAUUUGUAGUGUGCUUGAUGUCCCAGGUGAAGAAGCAAAUGCCUACGACCUGAUCUGUUCCUUUACCCUGUGCCCUGUCUCUGGUUUAGGGGAGGGGGAACUUUCUAGCAAUUAUGGCUUUGUUUGCUGCCUGGUGCUUUUAUAGUCUGUCAUUUGUUCUCAUUUCCUUUUUUAAAGCCAAAAUUGCAUUGGUUUGGUUGUCCUUGUCUAGUGUAUAUUUAUUGUUUUACAAACAUGGGUAUAUAUGUAUGUAUAUGUAUAAAACCAAACUUAUAUAUAAAAAAAAGUCAAGGCAUGUAUACUAGAUAUUUUAAAGUUAUUUAUCAAAGGGAAAAGAUGUGUGUUAUAAAGUAAAAGAGUCUAUAUUUUAUAUAUAAUGUAGAUAGCAGAAAAUAGCUUAUAAAUUAUAGAAGGUUUUACUUUUUGUUUUCUAUUAUUAAACAAAAGAAAUUUAAAAGCUAAAGGCCACCGUGACUGCAGCUGUGCUUGGUGUUCUCAAGGCAAAGUGCUACAGAGCUGGAGGUGGCUUGCCCUCCCUGGGGACGUGCAGUUCCAGGCUCCUGAGUGAUGAUGCCCCACUGGUGCCUGUGUGAUGGAUGCUCUGGGCCAGGGUAGACAAGCUCAACCAGCUGGCUGGGCUGCUCCGACAUCGCUUCCAGCUGUCCACGAAUGGCUUUGAUGGGUUGAGCGUUGGUGGGAGAAAGGAUGAAAGGGGGAAAUAAAGUCUUCAAAGAAGAGGUGA